Messenger RNA from Dentiscutata erythropus, 904 nucleotides. The record is from the annotation of a GenBank genome assembly. Lineage: Eukaryota; Fungi; Glomeromycota; Glomeromycetes; Diversisporales; Gigasporaceae.
AUGCAAAGAUAUAUUGUAGCUAGUCAAAUAAAUAUUGCACCUGGUGCAGGUCAGGUCGCUGGAAGAGAAGAGGCAUUUGGAUUGGUAAUAUCAUGUUUUGCGGGCCCUGCAUUGAAUUGGUAUAAUACCCGCAUUAAGGGCAAAAAUUGGAGAUGUAAUAAUCUCUCAGAUAACUUAGGUGUAGCUACUUUAACUGCUGUUCGAGCAAUAGGUGCUGGAAAUGGUGGUAAUCAGAUUGGUGGUUUGAAUACUGCAGGAGAAUUUCGUAACAAAGCUGGAGCAGAAAUUGGUAGAAUUGGAGCAGGAAAUAUGGGUGUUGAAGAGUUCUCCACUCAAAUCAAAAAGGUUGGUAAAUUGGCCAGAAUGACACCUGAACAACAAAGAGAGCAAUUUAUUCGUGGCUUAAAUCCUAUAAACCAAUAUAAUAUUCGAAUAAUGGCUAAAUUUGAGGAUACUCAGGAAAAUAUCACAAGAGCCUUAGCUAAAGCGGAAAAAUUUACACUUUCUCAAAGAAAUGCACCAUCUUCUCUUCUUGCUUUUCCGGCAGCCAAUCCCUACAUAGACACUAACAAAUCAGGAAUGACUAAAACUGAAAUUGUGGAUUUGAUAAAAACCGCAAUGGUAUCUUCAGAGUCUCAAACGGCUCAACAAAAUGCUGAUUUGCAGUCUACCAUUAAAUCCUUUCAAGAGACUAUGUCUCGAGUGACUAAAACUCUAGAUAAUAGUAAAAAAUCAUCUAAGAAGAGAGCAGAAAAUACUGCCAUUAAUCGCUUUUUGAGUGACUUACUAAGAAAAAAUUCAAGUAAACACUCUGCCGAUGAAUAUGAUCAUGAUCUUAUAGAAGAUAUUUCAGAUAGUUUAGCAGGAUUAACAUUAAAUAGUGUCAUAAAAACUGCUGUUAGAC